This is a messenger RNA of Culicoides brevitarsis, 4029 nucleotides long. RefSeq names its product coiled-coil and C2 domain-containing protein 2A (gene Cc2d2a). The transcript is spliced from 4 exons. NCBI's taxonomy places the organism in Eukaryota, Metazoa, Arthropoda, Insecta, Diptera, Ceratopogonidae. The record is from RefSeq and is a predicted model, not a curated record. Gene Ontology annotation, biological process: protein localization to ciliary transition zone; non-motile cilium assembly. The coding region runs from base 1 to 4029 and encodes 1342 amino acids. Gene Ontology annotation, cellular component: ciliary transition zone.
AUGCAUCCUCAUCAAGAAAAACCUCAAAACAAGCACAAACAACGUCGUCGCAAAAGCAAAGGCCAAAAAUUAAAAAAUGUUCAACCGCCCACAAAUCUUGGAACGUACAAAAAACCCACGGGAAAACCCAAACAAGAAUUCAUCGACGAGGAAAAAGAAAUCCGCAAACUCAUUGACGACAAAAAACUCUCACGAAGCGAAAGCGGACCAACUCCGCGUGAACUCGAGAUCAUGUUCUUCGAAAGUGCAAUUCCUCCCGACAGUGACGAGAUCGCCGACGAUCGCGAAACAUCAUCUGUCAAAACGGGCGAAUCUUUAAAAUCGCUUUCAAAUAUGCCCGAAUCCCCAACUCAUCUGGCAUCUUCGUAUUUAGCACCCGAUGAGGGAAUCGCGAUACGAAAAUUUGUUCCCGAAAUCGUCGAAUAUGACGAGGAUCUGUUAUUUUUUCCCGCCUUGGAAGAAGAGAUCGAUCUUGAAACGGAAUUAAAAUCCCAAAAAACCUCAAAACUCGAAGAAGGACUUUUUGAAUUCUCUGGACCUACAAUUUCUCGCAUGAAUCGCGCUCAAAUGAUAAACCGCUGUUUGGAGGAAAAAAAUGUUGAUUGCUUGAAAAUUAUUGAAAACGGACCAUCCGCCAUCUUGGAUCUGCCGCGUCAUUUUUUGAGGUUAGAAAAAUUGUAUAAAAGUCACAGCGAGAAAAAAUUUCAUCCUGUGUUGGUAAAAGCUGAACCUGUGUGGAAAGUAUUGAACACUUAUGAAGCCAUCAAUAAAACUUUGAACAUUUUCAUCCAUUCGAUCGUUUUUGACGAACAUCCUAACCUCAACGAGCAUUUAGGACUGAUCAAAAAAAUUAAAAAUCUUUUCGCGGAAUAUUUGCAUCUCAUGGAGCUUGAUGAAGUGACAAAACUUCGAAGUAAACUCGAAGGUUUGCGAUCCGUGAAGGAGCAAAUGACCUCUGACGACCCAAAAAUGGGCGUUUGCAAAGCUCAGAUCAAAGAAACGCGCAACGAACUGCAUAAAAAGGCGAAAAAACGUAAAAAUUUGAUCUUGCAACUACUUGAAGCAUGGCGCCAGUUGAAAAUUAACAACAAAAAUCCCGAAAUUUGUCUAAAAAUAACCUGCAUCGACGCGAAUUUGGAGGAGGAACAAAGAAAAUGGGACGAAAACUUCCAAAUUGAGCUGAAUGAAGUCGCGGAAGAAGCUUUUGACGAGUAUUUCAUCAAAAGACAAGAGUACAAAAGCAAAUCUACGGAGCUUCGGAUCGAAAAACCUCGCAAACCCGACAUCGAAGGUAUUCGAGAUGACCUCCAACUGCUUUGGUAUGACUCGUAUCAACUCCCGGGUGAGCCAGAAGUACUUUUAGAAUUACAAACAACUGUCGAAGGGACUCUGAGGAAAGGAACUGGCCUGAAAUACUUCAUAAAAAUCUUCGCCGAUAACGAAUUAGUGACAAUUACGAAGCCAAAAGAGCUUCUAAGUGACUCCAAAAUCAAUUUUGACACAAUUUUCGCUGUUCGACUGACCACGAGGAUGGUCAAAGACCUGAGAAUGGAAGUUUUUGAGAUAAGUGGCAUCAAAACAACGCACAAAAUAGCCGAAAUUUUCUCGAUGAUGCCUGCCCAGGAUGAUGACUUUGCCGAAAUUGAGGUUCACGAGUUCGAAUUUGCGACGAAAAAAAUCCGCGGGCAUCGAAUGAACGGAAAAUUACGCAUGAAAUGUGGCUGGGUGACAUCUAAUCAGCAGGAAAAUGAGGUUCAAGGCAGUUCAGCGAUCGAAAUUCGGAUGUCACAGAAGCAAGAUGUCAUUUCGCAAGACAUGUACAAGUCGUGGCAUCAACAACACUUGAUAGAUCCGCUUGAUCCGGACUCGCAUAAAGUCGUGAGAACGCUUCAUGAGCCGCAUGACAGUCGAAUAAACCCACAAAAAGAGGAAAAAUAUUUCAAUUUGAACGAAGAAGCCCUUGCUUUUUGUUCGCAAGAGGAAAUGGAUGGCGAUGAACGGCUGAAUAUGCUGAGAAGACGCUUCGAGCGUGACCUAAAGUACAAAAAUGCGAUUUUUGUGCCGUCGGAUCAGCGAGAAUUGGAAAUUCCCGAGCAGGAAAAUAUUUUUGAGGAAAUUGUCGGCGAUCCGAUUGACAUUCAAAGGCAUGAGGGGAAGAAAUAUUUGAAAAAAGUCUAUGAAACGAUUGCUAAUUAUUGCGAUAAUUUGAAUGCCAGUCGGGAGGAUUCGGCGAUUUUAAUUGGAGAUCAAGUGCCGACCUUUGGUUCAUUGAGUUUGACAUUUUUUGAGAUAUUUGGAGCAAAAAGACCUUUGAAACCAACGAGAAGAACGCCGUCGAGUAGUAAGUCAGGAAGAACAAUUGAGCUUCAAGGGAAUUUUAGUAUUGUGGUUACGAUUGUCAGAGCGUUUGGAGUCCCGCAAAGAAAUGAAGAUGUUGAAAAUUCGAGGAGGAAUAGUAAUUUGUCGGUUACGAAUAAAUCUCUCAAAGGCUCAAAUGUUCGUCCUUUUGUAUCCAUUUCACUAAAAGAUAAAAACGUACGAACAUGCACUGCUGAAGGCUUUAAUCCUACAUGGAAUGAACAAUUAUCAAUUUCUGUCAAUUCAAAAACAGACCUCAACAAAAGCACUUUAUCCGUCGACUUAUUCGACGAAUGCAUUGACGAUCUCUCAAGCGGCGACGAUCGCCGAAUAACUGAAAUUUCGCAACGUUGGCUCGGUCAAUUGCAGUUCCCGCUCGAGACAAUUUACCAAAAUCAACGCAUCGAAGGCACUUUUGAGAUGAACACGCCCACAAUAUUGCUCGGAUACAAUCGUCAAAGCUUUGAUACGUCAGAAAGUGCGGCAACUUUAAAAAAUGUCGGAAUUCCAAACAUGCGAGAAGUCACUUAUUUGUCACUUUUUAUCAAUAUUGAGCCUCCAUUGGAUGUCCCAUUGCCAUUAACGACAAUCGGGUUGGAAUGCAUCGAACUUGAAGAAACAAAAAAUUAUAUCGAUAAUUGGUACGUGGAUUUAAGGAACGAAUUUCCCAAGGCACCCAAUCAGACGCCUUACGUACUGUUGCAAAGCGGAAAAAAGGCUUGUGUCACGAGAUUACUUGGCGCCUUGGAAAUUCCCAACUUUGAACCGUCUCCGGAUGCGUCGCUGAUGGAAUUGUAUGUUCGACGGUUCGUUUCCCUCAUUCCCGUUUAUUCGAGUUUUAAUCAAUGUAACGGCUUGGAAGGCGUUUGGCUGACAAAUGAGCAGAUUUUCAACGUAAUUUGUGCUUCGCCGAAGGAUUUGGGGGUUUUACUCACGUGUUACUUCCUCACUUUGAAGCUGAAUGCUUGGCUGAUUCUCGGGCAUGGCAUCCCAAUGGGCGACACUUGCUUCGUGCUGCUAAAAGAAGACAACGAAUAUUUUAUUGUCGAUCCAACAACGGGAAAAAAGUACGAAAGCACGACUGUCGACUGCCCUUUGAAGAAAGUUUACGCAUUGGCGAACGCGGAAAAUUUUUGGGCCAACAUCCAACGUGAAAAACGAGUUUUUAUGACACUUUUCGACGUAAAAAGCAGCGUCGAAUGGAAACCUUUGUUCAAAUCGGGACAUAAAGCGCCUCCGGGAUUCCUUCAUAACACCGCGUUUCAGUAUAAAAAAUCUCAUCCGGUAUUUGAUUUGCAACGAACGAUCGAAUUGAAGCUCACGAAGAAGAUCAGCGCAUGGAGAACGCAUCGAAAAACGACCUGGAAUCGAUAUGUGACGGAACAUUUGAGGAAAAUUUUGAUAGAACUCGAAACAGAGACAGUUUUGUGGAAUUUUAACAACGAAAAGCAUUUGCAUAAUUUGGGGAGGAUGUUCAGUAAUUACAAAGUGACGGGAUUUCCAUUGAAUUUUCGAUACACGAACUUGUCGACGAUCGUUCAUCAUAUUAAAUGUACGGGAAUUCAUCUUACUUCGGAAAAUUCGGAAUUUGCAUUGGCGGUUCAUGUGAAGGAAUAUCCCAAUAAUAUGAUUUCGGUGUGGAUUUUUUUGGCUUCAAUGACAACGAAGUAA